Molecule: messenger RNA, 1116 nt
Organism: Pleurotus ostreatus (oyster mushroom)
Lineage: Eukaryota; Fungi; Basidiomycota; Agaricomycetes; Agaricales; Pleurotaceae
Gene: TRM61
Product: tRNA (adenine-N(1)-)-methyltransferase catalytic subunit trm61
Exons: 7
Coding region: 1-1116 (371 amino acids)
Biological process (GO): tRNA methylation
Cellular component (GO): tRNA (m1A) methyltransferase complex; nucleus
Source: RefSeq, a predicted model, not a curated record
AUGUGGUCGACGGCGCGAGAAAUUGCACCAGGCGACACGGUCAUUGCCUGGCUGACAAGAGACCUCAUACAGCCUUUGGUCGUUACGCCGGGGAAGGAUCUGAACAUUAGGUUUGGUUAUUAUCGCCACGACGACCUUGUCGGAGUCCCCUACGGCUCCAAAGUUGGUUCUCGCAAUGGCAAGGGCUUCAUCCACGUUCUCCGGCCGACACCCGAAUUGUGGACCAUGGCCCUCCCACACCGUACCCAAAUCUUAUACUUGGCCGAUAUCGCGUUCAUCACAUCCCAUUUGGACAUAAAGCCAGGCAGUCGUGUAGUAGAAGCAGGUACAGGAUCGGGUUCCUUCUCUCAUUCUGUUGCCAGGUCAGUAGGCAAAACCGGACACCUUUGGUCAUACGAAUUCCACGAGCUCAGAGCCAGCAAGGCAAAGGAAGAAUUUACCCGACAUGGCCUCGCGGACAUUGUGACAUUAACCCAUCGAAACGUCUGUAAAGAUGGGUUCACGGUGGAAAGUGCCGCAGAUGCAGUGUUCCUUGAUUUGCCGAUGCCAUGGUCCGCAAUUCCGCAAGCAAAAAAGGCACUCCGAAAAGAUUGCCUCACAAGGAUCUGCUGUUUCAGUCCUUGCAUAGAACAAGUGCAAAGGACAGUUACCGCAUUGAAUGAUGCCGGGUUCACAGAAAUUACGAUGUAUGAAUCGCUUGUGAGGCCACACGAGGUGGACCAGGUGCCACCCAUGCGCUCGGUUGAUGAUGCCUGCGAAAUUCUCAAGAAAGCCGAGCAAAAACGUGAAGACAAACGUUUGCGGCAGAUUGCGGCUACGAGGCAAAACCUGGCCAACAAGCGGAAACGUGAAGGGGAGGCAGAUCUUGCUGAAGAGGAAUCACACCACGAUACAGCCAGUGGAAAACGCACGAAGACAGAUGAGAUCGACGACAUCCCUCAGGAGCCAAUUUCCCUCGAUCGCAAUAUCGCGGGAAGUAGCGAAGUGGCAGAUUCGACGAAGCCGACGGCGAAAACUACUGUAUCGAAAGCGUUUCCCGAGGUACGCGGCCAUACAUCAUACCUUACGUUCGCUUGCCUUCUACCCGCAUCGCCGGAAGUUACAGUAGAUGCCUAA